AUGCAGAAGUUGUAUCUUCGCUGGCAGCAUGGGGAGGUGACGUCUGGGCAUAUCUCCGACCAGUACGGCCCGAGUGUGUUGGAAACCCUGCAUCUUGAGCACUUCAUCUACAUGAAUGGGGACUUGUUCUAUGUAGAGGGAUUGAGGUUUGCAGAUGCCUUUACCAUGGCGCACAAGCACGUCGGUAUGGAGGGCGUCGCUGGUGAAGGACUGCUGCUGCUGCUGCUGCCCUUCGACUCCUGGUUCUCUUCUGCUGCUGCGGCUGCUGCUGCUGCUGCUGCUACUUUUGCUGCUGCCUCUGUCACCUUUUGCGACGAUGACGAGGACGACGACGACCACGACGACCAGACCAUGACCACUGCUUGCCUUUUUCGGAGCUUCUUGCGCGAUAAUGUUCGAACUGUAUACCGUCACCGAGCAGCAUCGUUUCCUCUGGAAGCUCCCCGAAAUCUCGUAGAUGACAGUGAUGAUGCCCUCCCAGGACCAGCAGAUCCCAUUUUGACCAGUAUCAGUGACUCAGAGGAAUUAGUCGACACGAUUGGUUUCUACGAUGUAAUGUUUCGGGACGUGACCAGCGCUCGACUAACAGCACAGGCCAAGACAAACGGAAAGGAGUCCAGCCAGCAGCAGUUUGUCCUGCUGCAGCCUCAGUUUGAGGGUUUACGGCCCGUUCUCGCCCCGAGACGUGGCGCCGACACAGCAGGCUUGUCCGCCAUCAUCCGCAGUGCCAGAGGGCCCCGAGAGAAGAGUCUGCCGAUGCGGCCUGCACAGAGGGAGGGAAUGGUCCGCAGCCUCCUCCGAGAAAAGCAGGCACCGCCGGUACCGCUCUCACGCGACGACGGCGAGAGGGCCCUGCAGGAGCUGGAAGCCCAACGAGGUGGCGCUGUCGCCCCGCGCACCCUGGCCGGCAGGGUUCGGCAGGCCGAAGGCGCAUUCAGCAGCGAAGAGGUGGAAGCGCGCCGAAGGAGGCUCGGAGAGUGUUUCCGGCUGCCGGCGCAGGCGAUCAAGGAAGCUUUUUUCGAGGCCUACCAGUGGCACGUGCUUCCCGAGCUGGCGUCCGAUGAUCCCGACUUGCUGCCCAAGGCACAGGCUCUCCAGCGCUUACUCGAGGAGGCGGCGCUGCCUUCCGAAAUCCGGAAGUCCGUUGUUGCUGGCACCGACGAGAGAGGCGCGGCAAGCAGCGAGGACGAACACCAGGCCUCCGCCGCUCAUAGGGCCGAGAUCUCCGCAACGUUCUCCUACCUGAACUUUGUUCGCUGGCUCUGUGGGCUUCCCAAGGUUAGUUUCAGCGCUUCGAAGCAGUCGGCAUGCACAGUGAUCAGCGAGGCCUUGCUGCCACGAGCUUUGGAGACGAUGAAGGUUCAGCGGAGGGCUAGCGUGACAUCGCCUCCCGAGAUCGCGCCGAAAGCCAAGCCAAGAGCCAAGAAGAUGCGCCCGGGUUCCGAAGCGCCUGCCAGCCCACCAGUCCAACUGGCGCAGGCUGUUGCAGACAUCGCUCACCAGGAUGCAGUGUCGGUUCUACAAGGAGAAGGGUCUCUGGUCUCUGCUGUUGAGCGGAGCCUAGCAGCCUUCCGCUGCACCAGCGGCUCGCAGGCCUUGGGACUGGGACUCAUGGCGACCGACUGUAGGAGUUUGGCUCCGGUCGCAGAUGAUGUGGAGUUUCCCCACGUGUUGCACCGAUUCAAGGUGCUGUGGGAUCUGGAAGCUGCAGAGGCCAACAUGCAGUCGCCGUCCGUGGCACAUCGAGAGUCGAGUGAUGCGAAGGCGCCUCCACGAAAGCUUCGCCAGCAGGAGAGCCGAGCCAAGAAGUCGCAGGUGGAGGCAUCCUAUGGCGUGGACUCCGUCUGGGGUGACCGGAAAGGAACCCUGGCCGCACGACGCCGCCUGCUGAACCCAGCUCUUCGAAGCUUUGCAGCAGCUCGCUCCGACGACGUGUGCAUUCUCUGGACCGGCCGUGCUGGUUGCGUAGAAGCACUGGAGGAGUGCACAGGACCCGACGUCCCUGCCAAGGCUUCGGAGCUGGAUGCCGUUUCCUAUCCACCGGCUGGCCUGGUGCCCUUAACUUUGGUCGAAGGUGUAUCCGUGCCAUGGACAGUCAUGCCAGAUGCUACUCGUUUCCAACCUACGUCCGACACCACGGUCUGCAUCUGGCAAGUCCAGUUGCAGAGGGAAGACGACGUACUGGUGUCAGCGGUGCGCCGCAGACAGGUUCGAGUGCUCCGAGUGGUCGUGGAUUGCAGCAACCAUGGAGAGUCGUUCUGCGUGAUUUUCUGGCCUGACAUCAAAGCUGAGCCUGGCUUGCAGCUGGAGGUGGUCGUCUCAGGUCUCUGUGGAGCGAAGGAGCAGGUCACGAACUUCCACGAGUUCAUAUCGUUUCGAAGGAAGGCGGCCGAUGAAGCCUUAAGCCGAGAGGCAGCAAAGGUCCGAGAGAUCUUUCUGCAAGCCGGGCCUUUGUGGAACAGGUCUGUAUCCGAGGAGGAAUCCGACUCGAGGACGAGUGACCUGGUCCAGCCACUGGGCCACCGCGGGAAAGAGAUCGUUACCAACAGUAAUGACCUGAUCUUCACCCUGCGCUCCAAUGCCGUGACGCUUUGGCCAGUGCUCUCCGCAAAGCGGUUCGACGGGGACUACAGCCAGGUGCCGCGCGCCUGCCAAGUCAUCCACCUCGCUGACCGGACUUCCUUGGUUCACGUCAAGCUCCCGCUGCCUUCGACCACCUACCAGCUCCAGUUCUCCGCCAGCAACAAGGAGACGCCCCGACAAGUGCAGCAGCAGCCUUUGUGGUACACGGUUCGAAGCACUGGUCAGUGUCAGUCCCUCCUACGUUCUAUCGACGACCGCAUGAUCAACAAGUUCGGGUUUGUCAAGACGGAGCUGGAGACGCAGCUGUCAGGAGUCACGAUUCUCGCCCCCUUGCAGUACAGGGUCCUGGUCGGCCAAGUCUACUUCUUGGUCUAUGUCGACCAGAGUGUGGCCCUCUCUACGGCACGGGAAGCACUGCCCCUGCAGAAGGCCCUGGAAGAGGAGGAGUCUGGACCAUCAAUCUUCUCGUCCCGGCUUCUGCCGAAGGAGCCUUCCUCCUCGCGGGAGGUCAGGAAGAUGCAUCAAGUCCUGCAGGAGGGCCUGGCGAAGCACACGCAGGUGAGCAGUGGGGACAUCCACCUGGACCUGAUGUUGCACAACGGUCAGCACGUGCAUGGCCUCAGGGAGCGGCAUGACUUCCCCGGCCUCUUUGAGUCCUUGCUGACCAUCUCGGAGCUGGACGCAUCGACCAAGAUUCAGAUGGUGCUGCGCUUCCCGCGCAUCCACGCGUGCGACUUCUCCCCAAGGAAAGUGGCAGAGUGGCUCGUCACCCGCGGGUAG
Molecule: messenger RNA, 3363 nt
Organism: Symbiodinium sp. CCMP2592
Lineage: Eukaryota; Dinophyceae; Suessiales; Symbiodiniaceae
Source: the annotation of a GenBank genome assembly